UCCGUUAUCGGCGACAUGUGGGUUGAACAGAGAAUACAUACAUUAAAAUAAGUUUCGUCGAUUUGUUUGUUUAUUACAGAAAACAGUUACUAUUUAUAGUCCGUUUCAAUUGAAAACUAAAUAACACUGUAGUAAAAAUGUGUAGUGGAUAAACUGUGUCGCAAUCGUUUUAAAAUAAGUUUUUGCACUUAAGUUCUGGGAAUUUUGGAUUUUAUCAUCUUUGGAACUGGAUGUGACGCCACCAUGUGGUUGCUUGCGGCGUUGGGCGUGGUGACUAGCGCAUCCCGAGCGCUCUCCGCCAGUUACUGCUCAACCAACACAUUCCCCACGAACACCUCCUGGAUGCACUUCAGCAAAGAACCGAUCUCCUUCGAAUAUGGCUUCCAAGACAAAUUCAAGAGCAUACACUGUUGUGUCAGAGGAUACAGGAGUAUAGAAUGGUUCAAAGAUGGCGUGACGUACCCCUGGUCAGCUGGAGUUUCGAACCUCAUCCUGUACCCAGAGGCUGCCAACCAGACGCUGUACACGCGGCGCGCUGCCCAAACCGACUCGGGCAACUACACUUGCAGGCUGAGCAACGAGACCCACAGCGAGACACAUACAGUCAGGCUUGACAUUUUAGAAAAGCCGACUGACACGCCGAAAACAAUGUUCAUUUCGAAGGACAAGUGGGUGGAGGAAGGGGGCGAACUGCGACUCUUCUGCGAAGCGCUUAUUGGUCGACUGUACUUAGCAGACGCUAGAAGUGAACUGCGUUGGUGGAAGGUGUGGCCGAACGGCACCGAGGGUGACCUUUUACCCACACAAGUUGAGAUUAAAACCGCGAGGGACGACGUGAAAGACAUUAUCGGCUCGUAUUUGAACAUAAGGAGCGUGUCGGCGCAGGACUACAGCACUUACGUGUGCGUGGUGCACAGCAACGAUGUCGUCUCGCGAAACUACGUCACCGUGCACUAUAAGUCUAAUGGCCUGACAGGCGACGGAGCGUGGUGCGCGGGCGGGGAAGUCCCGUGGCGGGCGAUAGCGUUAAGCGGAACGGCGGCAGCUAUCCUGCUGUUGUCCCUAUUCGUCUUCCACAAGCAGUGCACCCCGAGACUACUGCUGGCGGUGAGACACGCUCGGGCGAGGGCAGCCACCGCCGCACAUCGAGCGAGAGUAUUGGAGAAGGAAUUCGACGUGCUGGUGUGCUGGACAUCGGUUGACGGGGAGUUGGUGCGAGGUGCUUUGCUCCCCACUCUAUCGCUGAAGUACAAAUACCGCGUGCACACUGUCAUACUGUCCACGCAGCCCGACAACUGGUACAGCGAACUGGUGGGCGAGGUGUCCCGGUGUCGGUCGGUUGUUGCGGUGAUGUCACCCGCGCAAUACACGCCCCCACAGCUACUCACCGCAUUGAGGCAACUGAGUGCGUUAUCAGUGCCUCCGGUAGUCGUGUUACUGCAGGAUUUGCCGAAACUGAAGCGCGAGGCUAAGGACGCGGGCUCGCGGCUGGUGGAAGUGUUGCGGCGAACUCGCCUCGUGGCGUGGCGGCACGUGCACGAGCGCGCCUUCUGGACCGCACUGCGCCUCGCGUUGCCGCUACCGCCGCCGCCGCCGCACCCGAGCGCCCGGGAGGAUAAAUUAAGCACAAUAGAGACGGAAGACAGUAAAAACUCUCGUUCGGGAAGUUUGACCGCGCUCGUGUGAAACACUUGGCAUACGUGACGUUUGGCAUUACGGACUCUCGCCCAGCCGCGAAGAAUCGAGGCAGUUAUAUGUUGUGUAUAAAGUAGUGAUAAAAGUGUGUGACGCCGAGCGGUAACGCCGCGGACUAGUGCGGACAUCUGUGCCGCAAAAUGUAUCAAGACUGUGAGUAGAUUAUUUAAAAAAAACAUAUUUUGAUCACAUUAGGAAUGUACGCAUUGUCUUUUUCAAAUACCAAGUCUCUUAUAUCGAAUUUCAGAUCGCAAGAUCUUAUUCAUUCCUAAGUUGAUUAUUAGGGAAGUUCGCGUAUUUCAAGAUCGUUUAACGUAAAAUACUCUGACGAUCAAUCUAGUAGACAUUUUUUAAUAAUUGCUUGCGAAUUAGUGCAAUUAUGUUUGUUAACUAGCCUAUAAAACUGUACUGCUGGACCCCUUCCUUUGGCCCUUUUCCAAGGGUUUGCCCAUAAUCACCAUGAUGGGCAGUCGAGUUGUCGUACGACACCCGCGGAAAGAGGAGGGUGGUGAUAACUGUAUUUUGAUCUGCCAUCACCACAUGGCAUUAUGUUAGUUAAUGCUAUGGACUUAUUUGAUUACAGCGGGUUCAUUGAACAAACAAAAUGGCAUCGAAUUAUUGGUGCUAAAAUGCUAAAAGAGCACCACGCGAUCGCAGGUGAUAACUGAUGAUUAAAUUGAAUUCGCCAAACGAAGCCUCACCUGUUAGUUAUUGCCGCAUAUCUGUUUUACCAAGGUUAUAGCGUAAUUACGAAAAUACAAUGUGGGCCGUGCUAGUUUAUGAGUAUUCUCAUAGGUGGCGUUGGUUCAUUUGUUGGUCGGACAUAUGUUCUUUUAACCACAUUUAUGCGUUUAUAUCUAUAGGUAAAGUAUGAUUAUUUUAGUAAUAAUCCUUAUACAUGCAUAAUAAUUAUAAAACAAUAGGUUAAAAACAGUACUGCGUAAUUCGUAUGAAUUGCACUUUACGCACACUACACAAUAAGACCGCUGAGCUCUUUACGUGACGCGCUUAAAAAGUAUUAGUAUGAAAUGUAAGGGUACUUCGUAUUUGAAUAAAGUACAAUAAUAAUAAAUAGACGUAGUUAAACUCGAAAUCUGUAUACAGUUUUCUGAAGAUCUCAGUGUCUCUUGCUGAAGCUACUUACGGACUCUUUUUCGUUUCUCUUUCUUGUGCCAAAGGGAAAUUUGCGAACAUGACAAUUAAUAUUUAAAUGUUUGGUUGUAUUCUAUUUAUUUAAUUUAUAAAUUAAACAAUUAUUGUGAACUAUCUUAAAAAAAAUGAGUAUUAAAAGUAUUAUUUUUUAAGUGUUUUCUGUCAUUUUCUGUUAGUCUAUCUUUUUAUUCUUACUUUAAUUUAAAACUGAAUUACAACAAAACGAGACGGUUUACAGGUCUGUGAUAAUACUUAAUUGUGGGACGUGUAGAAUAGGCAGUCGUGUGUAAAGUGGAAAAAGAACAUCCAGCAAUAGAGUUUAUUGUGACAGAGCUCGUUCGGGAAGUAUUACCGCCAUGUUUAUUUGUGCCGCUAAUCAGCAUUGUUGCAAUGCUGUGUUCCGAUCUACAGGGCGUAGUGGCCCUAGGUCCUUAGCACCUAAGCCCCUCUGCACACGAUUGUUUCUUGGCUAUUUUAUUUGUAUUUUGUGUAUUAUACUUAUAAGAAACAAAUAUUAAUGUAAAAAGGGUAUUACACUGUAAUCAACUAUAAAAUAACUAGUAAAUAAUUUAUUUAAACCUAUGGAAUCGCCCCAUUUUUUAUCUCCGCUAUAUUUUCGAUUGGGACACGCUCCUGUACGAGUAGCUAUAAGUUUGGUGGGCACAAUAAAAUCAUGUUAAAUACUGGUCGUCAGUAAUGCCCAUUAUAAAUUACAUGUCCGCUAUAAAAUACUUUGUCUGUUUCCUACUAGAGUUUAAUUUUGAUAUUUUGCUUAUCUAUCUAUUUUGUUACUUUUCUUAUAAGAACUUCGCACUUCACCGUUCUUCAAAGUUCUUUACUGUUCGUUAUAAUUUAAAGCCUGCUUAGAAAUAUAUAAUGAAACAUAAGUGUGAUGCCCAAUCAUUAAAUAGUUUCUGCAUUAUUGUAUUAUAGAUAUUUAAACCGGGACAAGUUUAAUUUUAUCUUUUGUAGUAUGAUUAUAUUCCUUACAUUCCAAAUUGUUUCUCUAUGAUAGCAUUAAGUUGGUAUAAAUUUAUUGUAAAAAAUGUGAACAGAAAAAUAAAGCGAUUAAAAUGAUA
Messenger RNA from Pararge aegeria (speckled wood butterfly), 3926 nucleotides. RefSeq lists its product as uncharacterized. The transcript is spliced from 11 exons. The record is from RefSeq and is a predicted model, not a curated record. Bases 244 to 1686 code for a protein of 480 amino acids. Lineage: Eukaryota; Metazoa; Arthropoda; Insecta; Lepidoptera; Nymphalidae.